Molecule: messenger RNA, 1476 nt
Organism: Phytophthora sojae
Lineage: Eukaryota; Oomycota; Peronosporomycetes; Peronosporales; Peronosporaceae
Exons: 1
Coding region: 1-1476 (491 amino acids)
Biological process (GO): amino acid transmembrane transport
Cellular component (GO): vacuolar membrane
Molecular function (GO): amino acid transmembrane transporter activity
Source: RefSeq, a predicted model, not a curated record
AUGGCUCGCGGCGCCUUUUUCACGAUGGAAGACGCCAAAAUUGCCUUCAACCUCUUCUGCUGCGUCUACGGCGUCGGCACCCUCGGCAUGCCCGGCAACUUUUCCCGAGCGGGGCCGGCGAUCGCCAGCGUAGCGCUGCUUUUCAUGGCCUUCGCCAACGUCUACGCCUCCGUGGCGAUCUCCAAGGUGCUGCUGCUGGCUCCCAGGUCUGUGCGCACGUACGGUGAUCUCGGCGAGUGGUGCAUGGGCCAGACUGGCCGCUACUUGGUGUUGCUUUCCCAAAUGGGCGUGUGUCUGCUGGUGCCCUGCGUUUUCCUCGUGCUGGGCGGCUCGCUGCUCGACGGACUCUUCUCAAACGCGUUCGACCAGAAGGUGUGGAUCGUGAUCAUGGCGCUAAUGGUGCUCCCGGUUUGCCUCAUCCCGACGCUCAAGGAAGGAGCAGGCGCGGCUUUCGCAGGCUGUGCGGGCACCAUUAUCGCCGAUUGCAUCGGAGUUGCAGUCGUCAUCCAUGGCAUGCGUGGCCACCCGAGUGUGCUGGCGCCCCAAAUCUCCUUCUCACAAGUUACCAGUGCAUUCGGAAACUUGUCCCUCGCAUACGGAGCCGGCAUCGUGAUCCCAUCGCUUCAGCGCCAGCACAGCGACCCGACUCGCAUGCCUCGUGUUGUAGCUGUCACCUUGACGUUCAUCUCGGUGCUCUUCCUGGCGCUUGCCAGCAGCGGAUACUCGUCCAUGGGGUGCCAGAUUUCGGGCAACCUGCUUUUCACCAUUUACCCGGACCCGGUCACAGGUCUAACGUCACUUGGCUUCGCGUCGAACUGGGGCGCCGUCGUCCUCGCAUACCUGUUCAUGCAGCUGCACGUCACCAUCGCCUUCGCGGUUGUGGUAUCCCCUGCGUUCUACAUCUCCGAGCGACUCGUUCUAGGGAUGCACCAGAACAACUCGCAGGAGCGCCUGCCCAGGGAUGAUGUCGAGGCCGCAAUCAGCUAUGACCCUACUGGCACACCAAUUUUGAAGGGAGAGCGCAGCUCAAAGAGAUCGAUGGCGUCGGUGGUCUCGAUGGCAGACAUUGAAAAGGACAAUGAUGUAGACGAAGAGGCUGAGGCUGCUGAGUACCGUGGCGCCAACUCGAUCAAGUACGUGCUGCUGCGCAUUGCAAUCGUCACGUUACAGGUCCUUGCCUCCGUGUUGCUGAAGGACCACUUUUCCGAUUUGAGUGACUUCGUGGGCUCUUCGGCUAUCACAAUAAGCUGCAUCAUCCUGCCUAUCGUGUUCUACUUGAAGCGCUGCUGGAGCUGUGUUCCCAUUUACGAGAAGGUGCCUGCGGUGGUCGUUUGCUUUGUGCUCGGUUGUUACGUGACGUAUUUGUCCGGGAAGGAGAUGUUUGCGCCGACCGAAAGCGACGUCAACUUCCCGUUCUGUGCUCCAGAAUACCAAGACGACGUCUACUACAACUACACGGCUGAACACGAAGCAUAA